Lingula anatina is the source of this 1439-nucleotide messenger RNA. RefSeq lists its product as uncharacterized. The record is from RefSeq and is a predicted model, not a curated record. Lineage: Eukaryota; Metazoa; Brachiopoda; Lingulata; Lingulida; Lingulidae.
UAUACCACUGUAAUACACAUCACCCGGACAUGCCCCAGUAUAUAUACCACUGUAAUACGGCGCGCAGAUAACAACUUAAUCUCAAGGACGAAGUGUAACAACAGCUGUCGUGCAUCAAACCGUUUCUCCCGACCGUAGGCUUCCACACGAGGACGCUGGUCACCGUACGUUACUGAGCAGGCGGCAUAGACCACUCGUACGACAGGACAGGUUAAGACACAAAACAGCGUCUGAUUUUCUGUUGUUUGUGCAUCGACACGUGUAGGCUUACCUGAGACUGGUAAGGUUGGGCUGAUAAAAGACACUCAAUUUCAUCACAGAGAGGACGCCAAAUAUCCAAAAAUAAAAUCCCACGUGCUCUAGUUUCGUGUGACAUGUCUUUUACGUCAGCGCUAUUCAUAGUUGCCAUGGUGUCCGACAGCGGCGUCAUCUCGCGGAGUCGUUACGCCAUGUACGUGUGGACCACGGGCUGGGACUCCUCCAUACCUGGAUGUGAUGAGGGGAAGUUCCUCACCUGGGACAGCACGUGUACGUCACACACCUGGGACACACCAGCCAAGAGACAGUGGUUAUGGGACACCUGUAACCUGCCGGGGAGAGAGGUGGACCUCAUUUUCUUGUCAGAUGUUCACCGUCCUCUGGAGAGAGGCUACCUCAGCAACGACUGCUCACUGCCGGAAAUCCAGCGCAUCAAAACCGCUCUCACGGAGGGUCACGCUAGAGUACCCGACCUCAAGAUUUACGCCCUGUAUGCUGUAAGCGACCUUCCAGUCUCGGAGCAGUUUCUGGUGAAGUUUGUUGUGUGGUAUAACGACAUAUGUGCAGCGAGCGCAGCAGAGAGGUUUGACGGAAUUGCCGUGAACAACGAGGCUUUCUCAAAAAUCAAAUGUGGGAAGGAGAAGCCGAUCAAGACAUAUCUGGAUAACUUGAUGGCUGUCAAGAAAGAGGCCAAGAAGCAAGCCAAUGGCGUGCUUAAGACGCAUUAUUCCAUUGGCUGGCACUGGGGACUACAGUGUUCCACUGGCCCAGCGACAUCGAGGCUGAUCAGCUGGGGCGGCAAGAGGGCAAAGGUCACUACCCACAUGAUUGACAUAUUUGACAGCGUGGACGCCCAGGUGGCGUAUACUCGUACAAGCCAAGUGGUGGAGAGAAGCAAAUGGGCCGACUACGACUAUGCAGUGACUGCAGGCAAACCUUUCUAUACCACCAUCUACACCAACAAGGGGACGGCGUGUCAGACGACCUACUUUCCUCAGUCUUGUCCCUGGGGAGAGAAGACGGAGGCUGCCAUGUUUGCUCUCUUUGACUCCUAUCCGAAAGACAUUGAGCAUGCGCGACCUUGCAUUCAUUAUUUCCGGGGCAUCUACUCCAGCGGUGGGCAUUCUGAUUGGCCAGCUCACAAACAAUCACGCGACGUGCUGGUGGGAUAAAGGUCAUGC